Gracilinanus agilis (Agile Gracile Mouse Opossum) is the source of this 3249-nucleotide messenger RNA. RefSeq names its product maestro heat like repeat family member 8 (gene MROH8). The record is from RefSeq and is a predicted model, not a curated record. The transcript is spliced from 24 exons. Gene Ontology annotation, cellular component: cytoplasm. Lineage: Eukaryota; Metazoa; Chordata; Mammalia; Didelphimorphia; Didelphidae. Bases 1 to 3249 code for a protein of 1082 amino acids.
AUGUUAAUUUCUAGAUUCAACACUCUUGAAGAGAUGGUAUUUCCUUUUGUUCCAGACAAUGAUUCCGGAAGUGUGGACUUUCAGCUAAGCAGAUUGGAGGGGAUUAAGAAAGAUGCAAGUUCAAUUGAUUUCACAGACUCAGACAUUGAACUCCCUGGAACUUCUAGAAAAACUGUUGCAGAAGAUGUCACACCUUUGCUAAUUGAAGGGCCUCCAGGUUUGAUUGUAGUAGAAAACCUGACAGAAUCUGUUCAGGACUUCCUUAAUGGUGAUCGGAAGGGUGAUGCUGAAAAGCUGACAUUCUUGCGAUGUUUGUCUUCUCUCAGCCAAACUUCACCCUAUGAUGAAACCGCUGAAUCAUUCAUUCAUGAUCACUUAGAACAAAUUGUGAAUGCGAUAAAUAUGAUCAUUCAACAGGAACCCUUCCACUCUCUCUUCACUCCUGUGCGCCAGGAAGUCUUCAUAGCCAUCACUGACCUGAGUUCCCAGGAAAUCAAUUUACUGUUUGGGUCCAAAGAGAAACUUGAUUUAUUCAGUAAUCUCCUUAAAAGUAUAAUAACUCUGCCCUCCACAAAGAUUUUAAAUAUUCUUCAAGCAGUCAUGCCAACUGGACAAUACAACACAGAGUCUCUCUACAGGCAGACAUUUCAGGCAUUCUGUGAAAUGCUUCAAUGUUUGGUGCUACAAGACCCACAUUUAGAAAAUCUUGAUCAAAUUUUGGAGUACAUGGAGCCAUGGUUACAGUCAGCAAAAGACCAAGAACGUGAGAGAGCUGCAGCCAGCAUGGCUCAAAUGCUGAGAUCCUUAUCCAGACAUGCCAACUUGCAACCUCCUCUGCAUUUUCAAAACCUAGGGAAACUGGUGGCUCUAAUGGCCUUGCUUUGUGGGGACCCAGUGGAGGAGGUGAUGCAAGAGGCUUCAGAGGGCACCCACCAUCUGCUUCGCAUCACCCUGAGGAUCAAGUGUCUCACUAAUGAUAAGAAGGGUCAUCAGAACUUUAAGGGAGCCGUGAAGAAAUGUAAGGAGCUCUUAGAAAUCUACGACAUCAGACAGUUCUACAGCAACCCUUUCAAAAUUGCUCAGGUCUUUGAAGUUUUUCUCAAUCCAAAUGAACUUUCCCAAUAUAUAAUAACUACCUUGGAUGGACUGAAAAAUCUAAAACAUCCUCGUAUCCAACAAUCAGCAGGGAUAUUGCUGGUGACAAUGGUUCAAUGUGCUGAAACACGAUUUGAAAAGGUAUCAGACAUCAUCAGAGCAAUUUGUGGCCGACUGCCCAACAUCAGUCAGCCUAUUGCUCGUCAGCAUGCUAUGAGCCUUGUGAGCCUGUUCAUUUCUAAGCCCACAUAUACGGAUAUAGUGCUUGACCAUCUUUUGCUUCAUCCGAUUCCAUUUGACAGGCAUUUGGCUGAGUUGUGGAGGACUCUCGAUGUCGACUUGCCCAACACUACUUGGAUUCUGUGGAGACUGCUGCGGAAGCUACAGAAAUGUCACAGUACGGUUGAAGACAAGAUGGCAUUUAUAGCUGUGGCGGCCACUGAUGCUCUUUAUGAGAUAUUUGUGGGAAAUAAGCUCCAAGCAGCAACGUAUCGACUUUUCCCUCAACUCCUCAUGACCCUCCUUAUUCAGAUGCAUCAUAGCAUUGGCCUUAAGAUGUCAGAUGUCUUUGUCCCAAAUGGGAUGUACAUUGAGGAAGAAUUGGUUACCACUUGUACUCCUUUGAGCUUUUCUAUACAAGCUACCAAGGCCCUCCUUCUAAGAACAACAUGUUGGUUUGAAUUUUAUACCAUGGAAAAGAAAAAAGGAUGGAACCUACUGGAAUUAGAAAGUGAACAUAUUCAAGGAGUAUCUCUUCUUGCCAAUGUUUUAUUGGAAAAGCAUGCUGUCCUUGCUCAAAGGACCUUAUACUUGCUAAUCCCUUUACUUAAUCGAGGGAAUGAGAAACAUAGACUUACAUCUGCAGCCUUCUUUGUUGAGCUUCUUCGGAGUCCAUUGGCCAGGAGAAUUCCUAAGAGAUACACCAUUGUUCGGUUAGAGGAAUGGCUACAUCAUGAAAAUUACCAAUUCAGAGUUCUCAGCCUGAAAGGAAUGGACAACCUUCUCUGUUAUCAUCAAGGAAUGGAGGAAAUCCAGGACAUGAUACCAGCCAUCAUAAGCAAUUUAAGUGAAGCAAAUGAAAGGAUUGUUUUAUUAUCCAUCAAUGUACUCCGAGAUCUCCUUAAUACCAUGGACUUUACAACACUCAAGGACACCAUGCAUGCCCUGUUCUCCCUAUUUAGUGAUGUUAGACCAAGAAUUCAUCUUUUGGCUGUGAACCUCUUUGGAGACUCCAUUAAGAUGGUGAAAAGCAAGGAUAAGAAAAAAAUAGAGGGCCAAAUUCUAGAGAGUUUGAUUCCAUUACUUCUCCAUUUGCAGGAUGAAGAUGAUGAUAUAGCUAAGGAGAGCAGUAGGGUUCUUAGUAUAAUUUGCCAUUUCUUAAAGUGGAGGAUUCCACGAGAAGUGUACCAUAAAGAUCCUUGGCAUGGCCGUUCUGGAAUAGAAGCGAUCUGUAAAUUCUUUGAACAGAAGUGUAGGGGUAAAUGUAAUAUGUUGGUACAGGCCGUAAAGUAUAUCCAAAGUGAUCAAGUCAAUUUAAGAAGGGAAGCAAUAUUUGUAACAGGGGCCUUGGCAAAGUUCAUGGACUACAAUGAACUCCGGACAAAGGGGACUGAAUGGUUAGAGGAAAUUCUGAGACCUCAGCUGUAUGAUCCUGAGCCUUCUGUGCGUAUCAUUGCAGCCCAAGCUCUUAUCAGAGUCCAAAGAGCAGUUCUUAUACAACCAGAGCCCACACCUGUACUCUUGUUGAAUUUAACAAUCAGCCUUGGAGCUAUCUCCAGCACAACCCUAGAGCUGGACCCCGAUAUCGGGGGAAUCAAGAGAGUGGAAAGAACUCGGCUAAAGCGACCUCAGCUCCAGAGCUUGGCUCCUCAGGCACCUCGCAACCUCAACAUUCCGCACCCCGCCUCUGACCGCCAUGACAGGAUGCGGACUACAACUCCCAGCAUCUUGAAACCCUCUUCCCUGCAACGUUCGGCCGCGGCAGAAGGAGAGAAGCCAAGGAUCUGGGUUGGCUCUCGAGAGAAGGGACAAGGAAGACAGGACCCCGUUCCGCAAGGCUCCACCCUUUUCCGGGACAGUUUUCGCGCGCUUUGGCGAGGGGGAUUGUGGGGGAGCUGUGGUCCCAGGAGCCCGAGACAGAAGCGGGCGGCGUAG